GACCUGAUCGACUGGAACGCGGUCCUCAAAGCGCCGAUCGAGGACGUCGUCGAGUGCAUCCGAUGCCGCGGGAUGCACUUCAUGCUCGCGAGGCGGAUCAAGAACCUGCUGCGACGCAUCGCGAGCGAGCGCGACGGCGCGUUGUCCCUCGAGUUUUUACGCGACGUUCCCACCGAGCUCGCGCGCGGGUACCUCCUCUCGCUCGAAGGCUACGGCGUGAAGACCGUGUCGUGCAUCCUGCUCCUCGCGCUGUACCGCGCGGACUUCCCCGUUGACGUGAACGUCGGCCGCAUCAUGGCGCGCCUCGGGUGGGUGCCGCUCGAG
Micromonas pusilla CCMP1545 is the source of this 324-nucleotide messenger RNA. RefSeq lists its product as uncharacterized. NCBI's taxonomy places the organism in Eukaryota, Viridiplantae, Chlorophyta, Mamiellophyceae, Mamiellales, Mamiellaceae. The record is from RefSeq and is a predicted model, not a curated record. Gene Ontology annotation, molecular function: DNA demethylase activity; DNA N-glycosylase activity. The transcript has a single exon. Gene Ontology annotation, biological process: base-excision repair. The annotation marks the transcript as partial.